Brassica rapa (field mustard) is the source of this 2836-nucleotide messenger RNA. RefSeq lists its product as uncharacterized. Gene Ontology annotation, cellular component: RNA polymerase III complex. Lineage: Eukaryota; Viridiplantae; Streptophyta; Magnoliopsida; Brassicales; Brassicaceae. Gene Ontology annotation, biological process: DNA-templated transcription. Gene Ontology annotation, molecular function: single-stranded DNA binding. The record is from RefSeq and is a predicted model, not a curated record.
AUGACGACGGCGGUUCGCUCUCCCGACACUGCUUCUGCUCACUACUUCGUCUUCGAACUGCAGUCUGCAGCAGUUAUGUUGUUAGAUAAGAAGACCAACAAGAUCAGAAAGAUUAGCGAUCCAUCUUUGCUUUCAGGUAACAACAGUUUUAUUGAGCGCGUUCCUUCUCCCGAACCUGUUCUUGGCAACAAAGAUGAAGGUCCUGCUCAAAAGAAAAGAGGCGCCAAAGCUUCCAAGAUCUUUAAGGAACCAGAAAGCUUAGAGGAGCGUAUUCUCGAAGCUGCAACUCCUGUUGACGCAAUAAGGUUUCCAUUUAUAUUCGAGCAAGGCUCUAGUUCAACAGUAGCAGAUGACGAUAGCAACAUCCCUGAGGGGAAGCGUAAACAACCUGAAGUGGACUACUCGUCUGGUCCCAGCAAUGAGGUAAUCUGGCGUCCUAAUUUCGAGGAGCUCAUCCGCCGCCUUAGACAUAAGGCGUGUGUGGAGAUAGUGAAAGAGCGGAGAGAUGAAGGAUGUGCUAAUGUCAUGAAGGCAAUGUUAGAAGUAGGAAGAUCUCAGGAGAAGAAGGCGAAAACCGACAAGUCCGGUAAAGUCCUCUCUUGUUUUCUAUACAAUUGAUUGAAGUUCCCAAUGUUUCUUAACUCUACAUAAAAUUUGUUUUAUCUUUGUCUUAAGAUUGCUGAUGCUGCACUGACUGAGAAGAAAGACACGCCACAAAUCGUUUUGAAGAUGUGGAAAGAUGGUUACUUACAUAUGCAGGUAUGAGUGUAUUUCUUUUGCCAAGUUGAAACCAAAACUUUUGUGUUCUAUGAACUGAAUGAACUGUCUUUUUUUUGUUUGUGUCCUGUGAUGAGAACAAUGAAGGAUUGCACGAGUACAUACACCACCUGGUCGAGUAGUUUCCAGCUUCAGCCGAUAUAGGAGCUUUAAGGACCUCAGGUUAGAAAGCUCUCAGGUUAGAAAGCUCUUAAACGUAUGAAACUUAGAUGGCUUUGCGUAGGUUAUCGGAUCACUGACUUGUUUAGGUUGCUUUCGUAUAUGAUAGAACAUUAACUUGUUUAGAUGGCUUUGCGUAGGUUAUCGGAUCACUUGCUGUUUACGUUGCUUUGCUUGUUUACGUUGCUUUGCUUGAUUACUUGUGUUUGUGUACUUGUAUAAUAAAAUUUGGAAUUUUGAAAAUCAACAAUUAUAACAGAUUUUAAAAAAUAUAAUAAGAAUUUUUUUAAAAAAUAGACAAAAUUUAGGAAACCCUAAAAAGUUAAUUUCAUUCCACGGCGUGAAAAAAAAAAACACAAAACUUGAGAGUUGAGAGCGAGAGAGACCAUGGGAUCAAGGAGCCAGCCCGAAGAUCAGUCGACGUUUGAUCCGAAUUACACCCCGCCAAAUACUGUGGACUUUGCAACUCAGGCAGUCUUAGCUACUCUUGCUGCAGCAGCUGAGGCUGGUGAUCAGAUCGCUUCUCAGGAAGCUGGUGUAACUCGUGCUGAUGGGAAGCAUCAAGGAAGCAGAAAAAGGCUUAUCAGUCUUGUUGAUGAUACUGAUGAUUCUGAUGUUGAAAUCAGUCAACCAACCCAAAAAACCAAGCCUCGCAGACAGACCAGUUUCGGAACAGCCACGGGGAAACCCAUGUUGCGACCGAUGAGGAAAGCGCAGAUGAGAUUGUCAGAUACAUGGUGCGACCGAUGAAGGAGAAGUUUGACAAAUAUUGGGAUGAAGUUAGUGGUGUUUUUGCAAUAGCAGCAGUCUUUGAUCCACGGUUUAAGCUUUCAAUUGUUGAAUGUUGUUUAGGGAAGCUUGACAUAAGUACACGUGAUGCAAAGGUGAAGAACUUGCGUGACAAGCUCAGUAUUCUGUUUGAGACAUACGACAAAAACUCCAAGAAUAACUCACCUUCCACUGAGCCACGUGACACUGUUCCACAAAAAGCUUGUGCGGCAGGAUCAAUGGGACUGUUUGGGAACUACAAUGUGAGUGUUUUCAAUUUUUUUCCUUCUGUCGUCAGCCUCCAAUUUUUUUUUUCCUCUCUGAUAUAUUUUUUUUUAAAACUUUCUUAGGAUUUCUUUGCAUUUCGCAAAGUCAGUGGAAUUGUUAGUGGAAAGACACCUCUAGAAGCUUAUCUUGAAGAACCACCUUUGGACAUUACUAAUUUCCAGAGCUUGGACAUCCUCGAUUGGUGGAAAGAUAAUGCGCAUCGGUAUGGUGACUUGGCUGCAAUGGCAUGUGAUCUGCUAAGUAUUCCAAUCACAACAGUGGCUUCGGAGUCCUCCUUCAGUAUUGGAUCGCGAGUUCUAAACAAAUAUAGGAGUCGUCUACUCCCAGAAAAUGUGCAAGCUCUGAUAUGCACUAGGAAUUGGAUCAAAGGAUAUGAAUCUUACGCACAUGGUAAAUAACUCACCUUAUAAUUUUAGUAAGAGUAACAUUACUGACUUGUACACUGAUAUUUGUAGAUGAAGAAAUCGAUGGUGAUGGAGAAGAAGAGAAAUUACCAACAUUUGAGUCCAUUGUUGAUGGGGAAGAUGAAGAUGAGUAGAUGAGCAAGUUUGAAAUGUUAUCUUGAUUUGGUGUUUUGCUGCAAUUACAAUUUCUGUUUUUUUGUUUAAGUUGCAUGAUUUUUGGUUUUGAAUACUAUGAUUUGGACCAUUUGGUGUUUCUCUAAAUUUUACUUUAGUUGAGACUUAAUUUUUUAUACUCACGAUCAAACAACAAACUAUAGUUCUUCAAAAUUAUCUGAAGAAACAGAUUGAAUGGCUAGUAAUUAACAUAUAUACGAGUUGCUGAAAUAGCCAGUGGCUCUAACGAUGCUCUCGUAGAUAGAAAAAAAAAUACAGAACAAGAC